AUAUGUCCGUCAGCUCGAUAUCUUCACUUUUCAGCUGAUUUUUUUCGGCUUAAAGUUCAAGCUACAUAUGAAAAUGGACUUAAUUGUUCAGUUAAUUGUGUUUGUUUAAAUUAGGUUAGGUUAGGUCUUCGCUAAUAAGGGUCACCAUGACCAAAGAAAGGCCCGGAGGGCCUGAGACAAUCAAACCGAACUUUAAGCCGAGAAAAAAAAUCAGCUGAAAAGUGAAGAUAUCGAGCUGACGGACAUAUCUUGAGUCUUACCCAGAUAAACAACCUGAUCCAGAAACUGAAUCUCUUUCGGUUGUCACUUUGUAGUUAAAUUGUUGAUUAGAAAUUAAAAUUAAUUCUUCAAUUAAUUACCUAGUGAUUUUAUGUAAUUGGAAGUUGAUUGUUGAUUAACUGUUUCUAUGUUAUCAUUCAGAUGGAUUCAGUUGUUUACUCAGUCAACAGAUGAAGCUGAUGGUUAUUUCUGUUGACAUCAUUACUUUUACAUGUUGUCAAAAAUUCAGUUUCAGUAUUUGAGUGAUUAUCUUUUACUUUCUGUUUAAUUGUUGACCAAAUCUCAUCGGUUUAAUUGUUAAAUCAUAUUGUUCUAUUGAUCUUCUCAUCAUGGAUUUGGAUUAUCUAUCGUUGGUGAAGAAAAAUUUCAUAUCUAUUUAUGUUUAUUGUUCUCAUUCAUGUUUACACAAUCUUCCAAUCUAGUUGCAAUCGCUAUUCACCAGUAUUAACCAUAUAAAUAUAUCAUGAGCUUGUCCGAUAGUCAUCAUCAUUAUCGUAAACCCAUUUCCCGAAGGCGCUGUGAUCCUUGUGGUGUUUUGUGUUUUCUACUCACCUAUGGUAUUGUUUCAUAUUCGGACUAUGCUUUCAUUUACUGGGUCUCAUGGAAUCCGACACCUUCUUUUCUAAGCCUGGUCAAUGGUGCGAUUUAUCAGAUUUUGAUUGUUCUCUUGGUUUGUUCCCACCUUCGUGCGAGCUUUUCAGAUCCUGGUGUAGUAUUACGUCCACAACAUAAUCUAGACUUUUCUCAUGAAGCACUUCUGUCCGAUCGAGAAUCAUUUACAUCUGAAUUUAGUCGAUCAUCUAGUUCUAAUGAUAUUCGCUGGUCAGUUUGUAAUAAAUGUGAGACUUACAGGCCACCUCAAGCUCACCAUUGCUCAGUAUGUCAAAGAUGUAUUCGAAAGAUGGAUCAUCACUGUCCCUGGAUAAAUAAUUGCGUCGGCGAAUUGAAUCAACGAUAUUUUCUACAAUUCCUUUUAUAUGUCGCCAUCCUUUCAUUUUACACCAUAAUCUCCAUACUAUUUGAGGUCUCUACCAAUCGAAUCGUAAAUCAAACCAAAUCCCUUCACACUCUGAUAUUAUUGAUUGAAUCUCUUUUAUUUGGUAUCUUUGUUAUCGCUGUGAUGGCCGAUCAAAUGUCAACAAUAUUUAAUGGCCUAACCCCGAUCGACAAGCUAAGGUCAGUCUCAAACAAAUCAGGAUCUCCAAGUAAACCCAAAAAGGCUCGACUAAGGGAAGUCUGUGGCACUAAUUCAAUGCUUCUUUGGCUGAUUCCUUGCCGUGAUAAUAGUGAUAAAAGACAUCGACAAUUAGUUGUUUAGGUCCAAUUUUCGAGUUCAAUUCAUCCUCAAUCAUAAUCACCUCUCAAAUGGAUUCUCAAUGACCAUUACCUGCUCACACUGUUUACAGCCAAAGACUUAGAGUUUGCAACCACUUGUUAAAUCAUACACACAGUUAAAGAUAAUCAAUACCCUCUCAUUUAAACGAAGUGAUCUUUUUAAUUGGUCAUCUGAUUAGGAAUCAAACAUUAUCUUUAUCGGAUUAUCAUUAACUGUGCAAAUGAUUUAACAAGUGGUUGCAAACUCCAAGUCUUUGGGUUUAUAUGAGAUUCAAUUGUUAAAGGAAAAACAUUCCAAAUCAAAGUGAAUUUAGAUGAUUAAAUUAAUUUGAUUCAUGGAAAGUUUGACUUUGAGAACAAAAAAGUUGACAUCUCUCAGUUACUAUUUAAUUUUAUCUACAUUCAGUAUUGAUUUCAAUCGAAACAAUUAUGGUAAAAUCUUUCUAAUUAACUCGACAUUUAAGAUAAUUACUCUUUCAAUGUUACAGUGAUCAUUUCUCUAUCUUUCCAAUUGUUAUUUAUUGAUAAUCUAGUUACUUUUUGUUCAAAAACUAAUUGAAAAUUUCUUUCAACUUAAGAAAUUGAUUCAAACAUUUUAAUUUAUUUUAUUUAUUUCAACUGCUCUGUAACAGAGUUAAUCAAAUUGUCUAAAUCACAAGUGCAAUAUUGUAAAUAUUUUAUUCCAGAAAACAAAUUAACCAAGAAAAAUAAAACACAAACAAAUGGAAAGUCAAGUAAA
Molecule: messenger RNA, 2353 nt
Organism: Panonychus citri (citrus red mite)
Lineage: Eukaryota; Metazoa; Arthropoda; Arachnida; Trombidiformes; Tetranychidae
Product: palmitoyltransferase ZDHHC7-like
Exons: 2
Coding region: 743-1597 (284 amino acids)
Biological process (GO): peptidyl-L-cysteine S-palmitoylation; protein targeting to membrane
Cellular component (GO): Golgi apparatus; endoplasmic reticulum
Molecular function (GO): protein-cysteine S-palmitoyltransferase activity
Source: RefSeq, a predicted model, not a curated record